GCGCCUUCUUUCCCAGUAUGGAGAAGAUGGCGGCCCGCGGAAGCUUUCAGGCAGCACCAACUGGUGGCGUUGGUGGUAGUAUGGGUCCUGGGCCCCCGGUGACAGGUGGGCCACCUGGAAUGGGACCUGGAACCCCUGCCGGUCGGAUGGGACCGUCUCCGGGCGCACAGAAUCACCUUUACCGUUCCCCAAUGCCCGGCCCGGGAUACCCGAGGCCUGGCCUGCCCCCCUCCGGCCGCCUGGCCCCCCAGGGCCCCUCCAUGGGCCCCCCCGGAUACAGCAGCCCCGGGGCCCGCCCGGGCAUGCCCCUCAUGGACCCGUCCCGCAAGAGACCCGCCCCCCAACAGAUCCAGCAGGUCCAACAGCAGAGCCGCAGCCAGCACGCGAAGAAGAAGAAGAUGGCUGAUAAGAUCCUGCCCCAGAGGAUCAGGGAGCUGGUCCCGGAAUCUCAGGCCUACAUGGACCUGCUGGCCUUCGAGAGGAAGCUGGACCAGACCAUCAUGCGCAAGAGACUGGACAUCCAGGAGGCUCUGAAGAGACCCAUCAAGCAAAAGAGGAAGCUGCGCAUCUUCAUCUCCAACACCUUCAACCCGGCGAAGCCCGACGCGGAGGACGGCGAGGGCACUGUUGCAUCAUGGGAGUUGCGUGUGGAGGGCCGUCUCCUGGAGGACACUGCUGUGUCGAAGUACGAGGCCACCAAGCAGAAGAGGAAGUUCUCCUCGUUCUUCAAGUCGCUGGUGAUCGAGCUGGAGAAGGACCUGUACGGCCCGGAUAACCACCUGGUGGAGUGGCACAGGACCGGCACCACCCAGGAGACGGACGGGUUCCAGGUGAAGAGGCCGGGGGAUGUGUGUGUGCGCUGCACUGUGCUGCUGAUGCUGGACUACCAGCCGCCCCAGUUUAAGCUGGACCCCCGCCUGGCCCGCAUGCUGGGCAUCCACACCCAGACCCGGCCCGUCAUCAUACAGGCCCUGUGGCAGUACGUCAAAACACACAAGCUGCAGGACCCCCACGAGAGGGAGUUCAUCAACUGUGACAAGUACCUGCAGCAGAUUUUUGAGACCCACCGCAUGAAGUUCUCUGAGAUUCCACAGCGCUUACAUGCCCUGCUGAUGCCUCCUGAGCCGAUCAUCAUUAACCACAUCAUCAGUGUGGACCCAAAUGACCAGAAGAAGACUGCCUGCUACGAUAUUGAUGUAGAGGUGGACGACACGCUGAAGACGCAAAUGAACUCCUUCCUGCUCUCCACUGCCAGCCAGCAGGAGAUCGCCGGCCUGGACAACAAGAUCCACGAGACGAUUGAGACCAUAAACCACCUGAAGACGCAGAGGGAGUUCAUGCUGAGCUUCGCCCGUGACCCACAGGGCUUCAUCAACGACUGGCUGCAGUCCCAGUGCAGAGACCUCAAGACGAUGACGGACGUGGUGGGAAACCCAGAAGAGGAGAGGAGAGCCGAGUUCUACUUCCAGCCCUGGGCUCAGGAGGCCGUCUGCCGAUACUUCUACUCUAAGGUGCAGCAGCGUCGGCAGGAGCUGGAGCAGGCCCUGGGCAUCCGGAACACAUAGAGCCGCCGCGCCCCCACAGGGUCCGGGGGACGGAGAUCACGACGCCCACGUCCGGCCUGGGACAGCUGCUGUUUUACUCUCCUUUAACCUCACUCAGACGUGUGAACUUCCUCCGAGCAGCUGUUCCUGCCCCUCCAUCACACGCCUCACUGCCCAGAGAAAAGGACAAAUAAACCAGGGAUCCUGAAGUUUCCCCUCAGACUCUCAGCUCAGAUAUUGUCCAUGUUGUAUCUUAGAAAUGGGAUGAAGGAAGCACUACACUGUCACCAUUCUUACACUCCGUCCGCCUGUUUUUGGGCUGGUGGUGAUGGCGGCCAUAGGUCCGGGGGAAAGGGA
Molecule: messenger RNA, 1901 nt
Organism: Conger conger (European conger)
Lineage: Eukaryota; Metazoa; Chordata; Actinopteri; Anguilliformes; Congridae
Product: SWI/SNF-related matrix-associated actin-dependent regulator of chromatin subfamily D member 1-like
Exons: 13
Coding region: 18-1565 (515 amino acids)
Biological process (GO): regulation of transcription by RNA polymerase II
Cellular component (GO): nucleus; SWI/SNF complex
Source: RefSeq, a predicted model, not a curated record